Molecule: messenger RNA, 1695 nt
Organism: Saccharomyces mikatae IFO 1815
Lineage: Eukaryota; Fungi; Ascomycota; Saccharomycetes; Saccharomycetales; Saccharomycetaceae
Gene: DBF20
Product: serine/threonine-protein kinase DBF20
Exons: 1
Coding region: 1-1695 (564 amino acids)
Biological process (GO): intracellular signal transduction; peptidyl-serine phosphorylation
Cellular component (GO): spindle pole body
Molecular function (GO): protein serine/threonine kinase activity; ATP binding
Source: RefSeq, a predicted model, not a curated record
AUGUUUUCACGAAGUGAUCGAGAAGUAGACGACUUAACUAGUAAUAUGGGUCAUUUGGGGUUCCAUGAUCUGAAUAUCCCCAAAACUACUUCUCCUAAAAUGCAAUAUAGACCUGAUAGAAAGAGCGAAAAUUGGAAAAAUUCUUCAGGACUUUCGUCUUCAUAUAAACCGUGCGAUUUUAAUGAUCAAGAUACCUCCAAACCCCACAUUUCUUUGAAUCAUUCACCUAAGAAGUUACCAAAGGAUUUUCACGAACGUGCUUCCCAAAACACGACCCAGAGAGUUGUGAAUGUAUGUCAACUAUAUUUUCUAGAUUAUUACUGUGAUAUGUUUGAUUACGUGAUCAGCAGAAGACAACGUACCAAGCAGGUAUUAAGAUAUCUCGAGCAACAAAGGGGUGUUAAAAAUAUCCCUAAUGCGGUUUUAAAUGAGGAAUGGGCUUUGUAUUUGCUAAAGGAACACGAAGUAUUAAGGAAAAGAAGACUGAAACCUAAGCACAAAGAUUUCCAGAUACUCACACAAGUUGGACAGGGCGGGUAUGGGCAAGUUUAUCUGGCAAAGAAGAAAGACAGUAAUGAAAUCUGUGCUCUGAAAAUAUUGAACAAGAAACUUUUAUUUAAACUAAACGAGACGAAUCAUGUCCUUACUGAAAGAGACAUACUAACCACAACUAGAUCUGACUGGCUUGUGAAAUUACUUUAUGCAUUUCAGGAUUCAGAGAGUCUAUAUUUGGCAAUGGAAUUUGUACCUGGCGGUGAUUUCCGCACUUUGUUAAUCAAUACAAGAAUCUUGAAGAGCGGUCACGCAAGGUUUUACAUCAGCGAAAUGUUUUGUGCUGUGAACGCAUUGCAUGAACUUGGUUAUACUCACCGAGAUUUGAAGCCAGAAAAUUUCUUAAUUGAUGCCACAGGACAUGUUAAACUGACGGAUUUUGGACUAGCAGCUGGAACUGUAUCAAAUGAAAGAAUUGAAAGUAUGAAGAUACGCCUAGAAGAAGUAAAAAAUUUGGAAUUUCCUGCCUUUACAGAAAGAUCUAUUGAGGAUAGAAGGAAAAUAUAUCACAAAAUGAGGAAGACAGAAAUAAAUUAUGCUAAUUCUAUGGUCGGUUCACCUGAUUACAUGGCCCUGGAAGUUCUUGAAGGCAAAAAGUACGACUUCACAGUGGAUUAUUGGUCAUUAGGCUGUAUGCUCUUUGAAAGUUUGGUUGGAUAUACCCCUUUCAGUGGUUCUUCUACUAAUGAAACCUACGAAAAUUUGAGGUACUGGAAAAAAACUCUAAGGAGACCCCGAACUGAGGAUGGGAGGGCAGCAUUCUCAGACAGAACUUGGGAUUUAAUAAUCAGAUUGAUAGCUGACCCUAUCAACAGAGUACGAUCUUUUGAACAGGUUCGCAAAAUGCCUUACUUUGUGGAAAUCAAUUUCGGAACCUUGAGAAGAAGUUCGCCGCCGUUUGUUCCUCAAUUAGAUGAUGAAACAGAUGCCGGCUAUUUUGAUGAUUUUACGAAUGAAGAAGAUAUGGCGAAAUAUGCAGACGUCUUUAAAAGACAGAGUAAAUUGAGUGCAAUGGUUGAUGAUUCUGCUGUAGAUUCUAAAUUAGUCGGUUUUACCUUUAGACAUAAAGAUGGUAAACAAGGCUCCAGUGGAAUACUUUACAAUGGUUCAGAACAUUCUGACCCCUUCUCAACUUUUUAUUAA